This is a messenger RNA of Didymella exigua CBS 183.55, 2486 nucleotides long. RefSeq lists its product as uncharacterized. The record is from RefSeq and is a predicted model, not a curated record. The coding region runs from base 200 to 2155 and encodes 651 amino acids. NCBI's taxonomy places the organism in Eukaryota, Fungi, Ascomycota, Dothideomycetes, Pleosporales, Didymellaceae. The transcript has 3 exons.
UCAGCGAUCAUCGCCGUUCUGACUGCAGGACUAUUCUCCGAACAGACCAAACGGCCGACGCGGCUGCUGCAGUCCAACACACCCUUUUCUCAUGGCAUUCUAUUUAUGAUACCUUCACAUGCAGUAUACCAGCAUUUAGACGCCUACACGCUUCACAUAUCAUCCUUCUUACUCAGAGCGGCUUAGCUGCGCCGCGCUUAUGAUCAUGGACAACACCACGCUGCAUACGUUCCUUUUUCAAUGCCCGGCCGCACUUCGUAGUGUAGUGCUACUCGGAUCCUGGGACAACUUCUCCAAGCGCUACAGUCUUAACCUUGAUACCCGAGGUGGGUACAGCAUCUGGAAAGGUUGCUUCACUUUCUCGGACAUCUUCUGCGACGGCGACCUCAGCAUGCUAUCACCGAAACGAGACGGCCCGUUGAAGAUGGGUGGCACAUACUGGUACUACUACGAAGUCGAUGGUGACAAGGAGUACCACAAUUCUUCGCAGCCUUCGACAACUGUUUGCCCUUUGCUGCCGGGACAAAGCGUCAAUGUGCUCGAGAUACCAAUCGAGAGGCGCAGUCGCAGCAACUCCAUCGAGGGCUCGUCGGCUUUCACACUUAAUCCAAAGGACCGGUAUCUGACACCUGUCCCUCCAGGCAAGCCAUUGCCGUCUCCAAGACCUCGCAGCGCCAACCGCGAAGCCUAUGCUUUGCCCUUGUCCUCACCUUGGGCUCCGAAGUCUGCCACAUAUCCGUCAGCAAACCAGUUCCUAUCGCCAAACGUAACACGACAUGCUAGAAGCGCGUCUGCGUCGCCAUUGCUCCCUUCGACGCCACUCUUCGCAGACUUCAAAGAGCUGAAGGAUAAGUUCGCUUCCAAGCGAGCUCGUUCAAGGUCGCGAAGCUCACCCGAUGUCAGGGAAAUGCAUAUCAGCGCGCCUAUUCUUAUCAGCACAACAGUCGCCGGUGUUCUCCCGGCGUUCCAACCUACACCUCCACAUUCGCCCAGGAACUUCUCCCGCCCUCAUCGAUCCACUCCUUCACCACCCUCGACAUCCACCAUCACCAAAGACUUGUCACCACUUUCAUCUCAUCCAGUCGAUCCCUUCAUGGACGCGCAGCUCUUUAUUGCAGAGUUGCCAGCCAACGAAACACCUGUGCAGCGCCGUCGAUCCUACAUGCCAUCAACCGUCAUCAGUGACGAAUUCGGCGUUGAGCCUGGCCGCAAUCGAGCCAACUCUGCGGACACCAGACGAACAAAGCGUAGCCUUUACGCAACCAACCCGUGGAUUGCAUCACCAAAAUUCCAACACGAGUUCGAGAGUGGCAUCCAGCAAGCUAGGGAGGUUCAAUUCUUUAAGCCAGCUCCAGUCCUGAAGCAGCCAGUGACUUCUUUGGCGCUAACUGCUGGAGAGCGUCCAUCAUCAAGCUAUGGGGGAAGCUGCAGCCCUGCUUUGUGGGGAGUACCCCUGCAGCAAGACCUUCCUGCUCUUCCUCGAUAUCUGACCCCUGACCCACUGUUUGCAUGCAAUACCUUGCCGUCAGAAGAAGCAACACAUGUCCAAGGAGUAGAUACAGAAGACGCUGUGACUGACGAAAUUUUGUCAGCGUAUGAGGAUGACAGUGAGCCCAUGCCGCAAGUUUCCGAGAAGCAGCGCAGUCACUUCUCCACAUGGAGCAGCUUCGACAGCUAUGUCACUUCGGACGACGGUAUUACAUCACCAACUUUCAGCUCAGCAACGAGCGUCUCCAGCGGCGCGGGCUCGCCUUUGCGCCAGUCAAUCCGCUACUCCUUCGCCGAGCAAGCCUUCAACAAAGCCCAGAGUACAACAAUUGUUGAAGUGGACGAAGACGAUUACACUAGCGACCGUAACUCCACACCACCACAAUUAGACCUCCAUACCCUCCGUCUCUCUGCCAUGUCAUUCGGCUCCGAUCUCUUCAACCUCGACAUCCAGCACUCUGAUAGCAUGCCGAGGCGACAGGCUGCGUGUUUUGGUUGGGGCUUCCAGGGGUACAGUUUGCCUGAAGAUGAAAUCGGGAGUAAAGAGACGAUACAGAACGAGAUCAAGUUAAGACCGAAGCGUAUCAGUGUUCAGCGAGAGAGUUUGACCAGUCAGCUCGAUAUGAUUAUGGAUGACUUCUCAUACCUUGGGGGCGCUGUCGUGUAAGACAGCUCCGAGAACGCGCAUCAGCCUAACGACGCUCUGUCAGGACCCUGUCAGCAGCAUUUGACACUCACAACACAUAUUUGACGGCCGAUAUAUCGCAUGCAUUUACGGUCUAGCUAAGAUGCAGCAUACAUACAGUGCAUCGCCUCCAUUGCGAAGUUCCUUUUACCAUAUCCGCGAGCGAUUAGCGGGAGGCAUUUUGCAAUACAUGACUGGGCUCUCAUGUUGUCUACCAAAGUUUCACAGCACGGCAAUGUUGCAAAUUAUCAAGAUGUAUGACAGAGAGAUGAAUCUACUAAGAACUUCACAACCACUGCUCUCGCAUGUGCUU